UAAGGGACGAAGAGAAGCUGAUUUAAAGUUCGACAUAUACAUUGUCGUGUUUGAGUGACGGGGAAACAAUUAGGUACUAAACAAAUUUGUUUUGUGUUUGCGAAGAGUAUAUGUCAAUAGUGAAACCUUCUCGAAACAAAUCAUUAUAUUUGAACUAUACACUAACUUAUUCAAGCUUAACUAUCGUAUUUAGUUAUAUAACAAUAGAUAAACAUCAUCUUGACGAAUUUCAUUUCAAUUAUUCAUUUCAAUUAUUCAUUUCAAUUAUUCAUUUCAAUAAAUUCAAUUUAAUUAUUCACUUUUGACGAACGAUAACUUCAUAUAAAUAUUAAUUUAACUCCUAUCAACAUCCAUGAGUUCCAGUAAAAUACAUCAUCAAUGAGAUACAAAUUACCCAUCAUACUAAUAUAUCUAAUUGUUAUUGCUUGCUCAAUUGCAACUUCAAUAAUUGGAUUAUUGGUUCAAGUGGACAAUAUUAAUUCUUAUAUUCCUUUAUUAAUUUAUGAUAUAUCAGGAUUGGUAUUAUUAUGUAUAACUUUAUUUAAUUUAAUUUGGUUAAGUUUCCGAGGUUAUCAAUAUUUAUUACAAAUCAUUAGUUAUAUCAUAUUAUCAUUAUUUUAUAUAGUCACAGGAAUUUAUCUUAUAGUACAAUUCAUAGGUAACAAAUUCCAAUUUAUACCCAAACCAAAUGGAAUUCAUCCACCACCUCAUUGGAAUAUAAUCCUUAGUGUUAUAUUCAUUGUCAAUAUUAUAUUUAUUGCAUUAUCACAAAUAUUACUGCUUAUACAAUACUUCUCAAUACUUAAACAACAAUACAAUCAAGAUAUUGAAAAUUCAUCUCAUUCAGAAACUUCUUCAAAUAGAACUCACGUUGUACAUUCAAAUAAUAAGAAGGAUACCUAUAUAAAUUCACCUACAAAUUUAGAGGCUCUAGAAAAAGCCCAUGAACGUCAACAACAAAUCCCUUUCACUAAUUAUCUCUCUAAAAGGAUUAGUGAACAAACCCUCAUAGGCAAUACCAUCACCAAUAAUGAUAUAAACAAUCAAAUAUCUAGAAUAACCAAUAAGAAUAAUAACAACAAAAAUAAUAAAAAUAACAAUGAUAACAACAACCAAAAUAUUAUUUCAAAUAAUGAAGAAUCUGCUGCUGAAUUAGAUUUCAUCUUAAAAAAGUCAAUUGAAAUUCAAAGUUUUGAUAGAACCCUUCUUGACUACGAUACAAAUAAUUGGAUGUCAACUGGUUUGAAUUCAAUGUUCAUCAAACAAGAUUUAGUCAAAGCACAAUCAUCUCCUGAUUUAUUAUACAAGACUAGAUUUGGACUUUUCGCUGGAAGAUCAAGAUCCAAUCUAAACUUAGCUACAUCUACUAAUAUACCAAAAUUAACUUAUGAUUUGAGACAUACCAAUAGUAUUUCAACUAUACCGAAUUUAAAUGGUAAUAAAUCUACUAUCAAAUCAUCACAAAAUAUUGGUAAAUCAAUGCCUAAUCUUAGGAAUAGUAUAAGUGAAGGUAAAAUUACUGAGAGUACUUCAAAGGCUUCACUUUCUACUUUAUAUACAGAAAAUUCAGUAAAUGGAAUAUCUAGAAGUGUAUCAUUAUUAAAUUCAAAUUGUUCAUCAAAUAAUGCCUCUCGAAUAUUAUUAGAUGAACUUGAACAAUUUGAUAAUAAUCAGAAGAGUACUGAUCUUACCAGAAGAUCCAAAUCUACCAGUUGCAUAAAUAAUUCUACCAAUCAAAAGUCAAAGCAAAAGUUAAUAUCAAUGAAUGGUGAAAGACAUUUCCUUUCACAAGUCAAUGAAAGUUUACUUCCCUCAGUUUUAAAGAGUGGUGAGAGUCCCAUAAUGGAAUCUAAACGUAAACAAGAAGCAUUUAUAAAUCCCACCAAUAAUCCUGAGCCACCAUAUAAUACUAUAAUUAAAGAUGAUUCAGUUUAUAAUUUAGGUCCAUCAUUAAGUCCAGUUGGAGAAGUAGAAGAUUCUGGAUCCAGAAAAUCAAUUGAUAGUACAAAUUUACCAUAUUUAAGUAAUGAAUUUGAUAGUCAUUCUGUGAAUGAAACAGAUUUCAAUGGAUUUGAUCAAGGAUAUUCUAUACCACCCAAUAAUAAAUCCAUAAACCAAAAGGGCCAAAUAACAGGAAAACUGUAUGGCUCAAUAAAACCUCACACGAAGCAAGACGAAGAAUAUCCCUUGGUAUUGAAUGGACUUGAAAGAAUUCCCCCAUCUUCAACUGAUACCAGUUUGAAUUGGAAAGUAUCUCGAAAUGCCUCUGGAGUUAAUACAAUUUCAUUAGAUGAAUGGAAUAAUCAUUCAGAAGCAUAUCAAGAGAAUCUUAAUAGAAAUGGUGCUAGCCUUAAUGUACCAGGUUUAUCACACGUUGUUUCCGAUUAUAAUCUUACUUUAUUACAAAAUAAUGGAGCAAAUACUGAGAUUUCUGGAGAUUAUUUAUUACCACCAAAGGAAGGAAUAGUUGAUAAUAUUGAUAAUUUGUCAGAUAUUCAAACGACGUCAAGUUCUAAACAAAUGAAUAAUGCUAAUGUUAAUAAUACAAGAAUAUCAUCAGUGAGUAGAUCAUAUAGUGCUCCUUCAUUGCAUACAUUUAGGAAUCUAAGUGAUUCAAGUAAUGCAAAACUUAAUACCCAAAUUCCUGAUUCAUCAAUAAUUUCACUGAGUGUUACAUUAAGACCAUAUUCUACACCACCAGAGGCAUAUGUUGAAGAAGAAAAUAAUGAACUGACUAAAUCAGAACAUUCUCCAAUUAAACGAUUAUGGGAAAGUCCUAAACGAAUUGCUUCAUCAUUAAGAAGGAAAUCAAGAAGAUUAAGUGCUGGAAUUAAUUCUGAAUCAAUGAUUAAUUCAAAUAGUCAUAAACAUAGUAAUUCAGUUAUAUCCAAUACUUUAUCAGUAAAAUCUAAUGUUUCAUCAAGAUCAGGUUCACCUAGAAAAUCAUUAAAAUCUAUUUUAUAUACUACUAAAUCUCAUCAUAGAAAUAAUUCAUCAAUUCCUACCUUUAAUAUGUCAAUUCCAACCACAAAGUUAUCAUCAGAAUUAUCUGAAGUUCCAGCCUUAUCUGUUGGUUCAGCUCCAUAUAUAGGUGAAGAACCGAUUGAUUUUUGGGAUUUAGAUACUAAUCCAGGAUCCGAACGAUCUAGAAUUAGUUCUUUACCCAGUGCCGUCAUUGGAGAAUAUGAUAAGGAGAAAUGGAGAACUUUAAAGGCACUUGAGAAUCAAGAGAAGGUAUCGUUUAAUAUAGAAGCUUAAUGUCUGGAAAAUUAUCAUUUUACUAUAGAGGAUUAAUCUGAGUAUUAAUCUUAGUUUUAAUCUAUGUAUAUACCCAUUAAUUGUAUAUUAAUUGUAUAUUAAUAGUAUAUUAAUUUUAUAUUUAUUGUAUAA
Messenger RNA from Scheffersomyces amazonensis, 3390 nucleotides. RefSeq lists its product as uncharacterized. The transcript has a single exon. The record is from RefSeq and is a predicted model, not a curated record. The coding region runs from base 379 to 3258 and encodes 959 amino acids. NCBI's taxonomy places the organism in Eukaryota, Fungi, Ascomycota, Pichiomycetes, Serinales, Debaryomycetaceae.